AUGGCUUCGGAGGCGUAUAUCCGAAAUCAGUCAGAGUAUCUGAAAGCCGGUAAUUUGUCAGAUCUCACGCUGAAUUUCGGCGACCGCAGCUGGAAAGCUCACAAAGCUAUUGCAUGCUCGCACUCGCAAUGGUUCCGGCGAGCGGUCACCGGCGCGUUUGAAGAGAGCUCCAGUGGUAUCGUCACUCUCCAAGACGAGCCUGAGUUUGCCGACGCCAUCGACUGUAUGGUGUCGUACUUCUACAGCGCUGGCUACACUAUCUCUGUGUAUGAGUCCUCGGCUGCGCUGCUGCAUGCCAGAGUCGCUAUUAUCGCAGACAAGUAUGACUGCGCAGCACUGUUCGAGGUGGCUAAGGCUAAGCUCGCGGACUGCAUCGGGACGGCCGAUAUCGACGACUGGGUCGCCAUUGCCGAUCUAAUAUACAACUACACCGCAUCAGAGCUUGAGUCUCACGCGCAGCUGCGAAAAUCGGUUGUUGGGGCUGCCACCGCCCUUAACAACGCCACAGAGGCCUUCCUGCGAAACGAACACGUCAAGGAGCUGCUCCGCUCCAACGCGGAUUUGGCAACAGAUCUUCUGAUUUCCAACGAUCAAGAUUGGUAG
Molecule: messenger RNA, 603 nt
Organism: Boeremia exigua
Lineage: Eukaryota; Fungi; Ascomycota; Dothideomycetes; Pleosporales; Didymellaceae
Exons: 4
Coding region: 1-603 (200 amino acids)
Biological process (GO): regulation of proteolysis; proteasome-mediated ubiquitin-dependent protein catabolic process
Cellular component (GO): cytoplasm
Molecular function (GO): ubiquitin protein ligase binding
Source: RefSeq, a predicted model, not a curated record